Molecule: messenger RNA, 1554 nt
Organism: Drechmeria coniospora
Lineage: Eukaryota; Fungi; Ascomycota; Sordariomycetes; Hypocreales; Ophiocordycipitaceae
Exons: 1
Coding region: 1-1554 (517 amino acids)
Source: RefSeq, a predicted model, not a curated record
AUGCAAGACUAUCAUCCCGUUCCAUUGAUUUUCUUCAUCCUCGCCGUCAUCCUCACCGUCGUUCAAUCUUCUUCUCUCAUAGUCCGCUCCAUCGAACGGAGGAAAAUCAAUCCGCUCAACAUCAACACAGGACGGGCUCCGAAUCCAUACAACGAGCCGGGAUUCUCCGCUGGCGUUGUGCAUGAUCCAAAACGUCUACCCGCGGAGAUUGGUGGCAUCGUCGCCGCGUACGGCAUAUCCCUGGUGUUGGUCGCCAUUAUCCUUCUCUCCCUGUCAAGGAAACGGCGUCAACACCUUCGAGGCGACAUCGAAGGUCCCGUAGCACAAAGCCCAGCUGAUCUGUACAGCCAAGACUACGCCCACAACGAAUUUGCUCGCCUCAGUCGUGUUCCCGUUUCCGGCCUGAGAUCCGCUAGAGCGCUCAGCUUUUCAUACCCACCGCCUAUUCAGACCGAAUUCAACGAGACCAGGCCGUACAUCUACGCCUCGCCGACCUUUUCCGCCAAAAUACCCGGAGUCGAUCCCUCGGUCGAUCAAAGAGUUGUCAGAGCAGACAGAAAAAUGGCGCAAAACCAGCUCGAGGAGAUGUACAAGCAUGUAAUGGAACACGAAGAAGCAAAGCAGAAGGGAAUCGUCAUCGAUGCCCCCACUGUCCCGGGCCACGACCACCGUGUCGAUUACUCGACCGUGUCGAAGAAAGGAAAGAAGAAACCGGCUCUCCUCGAGCUCGAACCUUUUCGGGAGGAGAAGACACAGUCCAAGGCGUCAUUCUUCUUCUCCGCCAUUCGCUCGCCAAGGAAGAAGUCGAUAAAAGGCCUUUCCAUCUCGGCUCCCAUCAUGACGCCGCAAUCCUCCACCUUUCCGAGGCAAGAGAACCAGGAGAUGAGCCCAAUAGCCCCCAGACUGUACGCACCAUCACGCCCACCGCCUUCCCCCGCCAAUCGUCUCACUUCCUUUGGGGUGUCGACAGUUGUCCGGAGCAGGGCGCCGCCGACUGCGAAUAUCUCCCCCGAGAGUGUCAUGAGCAUUGACGAACGUAUCAAAUUUCAUCUAGGUCCACCUGACAACUGCACGCAUUCGUACAGCUCACCUACUCCGAUGGAAAUAGACCCGACGUCGGCCAUUUCAGAUCACUCGCAGCGCCCUCUGGUCGGUAUCAGCCUUCCAGCCUCUCCCAAGUCGGGAGCGAGGUCUCCCUCGCUGCCUUCAUCCCCAAGUGCAGGAACCAACUUCCCGCGGUCCAACCAUGCUUCUGCCGUUCGAGCAGGAGGCACCUUGCCUCUGCGGGCCUACGAGCCACCUCCGAGCUCGCCAUCUGUGUGCUCCAACGCUACAAAGCAGACAGUCUUUCAAAGAACGGGGCCGUUGUCACCGACCACGGGUCAGGGCUGUCGAACUGCCGGUACAGUGCCAUAUUCACCCUAUCAACCGUUCACCCCAUGCAUCCCAGUGACACCGUCGCUGGUGACCAAGGAAGAACGCAAACGGCUGAAGAGAAUGGCACCAAGGACACCGACUGUCCAGAUGGUUCAAAAUGCGGAUGAUGUCUGGUGA